Striga hermonthica is the source of this 1527-nucleotide messenger RNA. The record is from the annotation of a GenBank genome assembly. Lineage: Eukaryota; Viridiplantae; Streptophyta; Magnoliopsida; Lamiales; Orobanchaceae.
AUGGCCACCUUCUUUGAUUGCCACGAUUACCAAAUCGCCCUGGCCUCCCUCGCCGCCUUCUUCCUUCUCCACCUCCUCCGCCUCUCCCGCCGGACCCCCGGCUCCGCCCCGACCCGCUGGCCCGUCAUCGGCAUGAUGCCAACCGUCGUCCGCAAUAUCAGCCGCAUCCACGACUACAUCACCCAAGUCCUCAACGAAUUCGGCGGCACCUUCACCUUCCGCGGUCCCACCUUCGCCCGCAUGGACAUGCUCUUCACCUCCGACCCGGCCAACAUCCACCACAUAUUCGUUCGCAAAUUCCACAACUACCCAAAAGGCCCCGACUUUCGCGCCAUCUUCGACGUCCUCGGCGACGGCAUCUUCAGCUCCGACUCCGCCCUCUGGGAGCUCCACCGCCGCGCCACCCUCUCCCUCCUCAACGACGACAAAUUCUACGCCCUCCUCGAGAAAACCGUCUGGGACAAGGUCCGGACCGGCCUCGGACCGGUCCUCGACCACUUCUCCCGGUCCGGCACCGAGUUCGACCUUCAAGACGUUCUCCAACGUUUCUCCUUCGACAACAUCUGCCGAUUCUUCCUCGACCACGACCCGGGCAGCCUCUCCGUCGACCUUCCCGAUGUCCCGUGCGAGCGCGCGUUGGGAGACGCGCUCGAGCCCCUCUUUUACCGCCACAUCGUUCCGAAGCCCAUCUGGAAGCUUCAAAAAUGGCUCGUGAUCGGGCAAGAGCGCAAGCUAAUCGAGUCGUGGAAAGCCUUCGACGACUUCAUAUACAAACACAUCGACACGUCAUCGUCCCACGAGGGACUAAACGUGUUUGCGUCGUUCGUGAAGGCGUACAACGAAGGGAGAGAAAAAGGGCUUUGUUCGUCGGGGAAUCUUCGGGGAUUCCUUCGUGACACGUUUCUCGGGUUGCUUUUCGCGGGUCGGGACAGUUUGAGCGUGAGCUUGACUUGGUUCUUCUGGUUAAUAUCGAGGAAUCCUCAGGUCGAAGAGAAGAUUAGAGAAGAGAUGGAGGAGAUUUUAAAGAUUAAAAAGGGGGGAGAGUGGAGAUUUUUCGAGAUGGAAGAGUGUAAAGGAUUGGUUUACCUACACGCGGCGCUUUGCGAGACGUUGAGGCUUUACCCGCCGAUAGGGUUGGAGCUGAAGUACGCGGCGGAGGAGGAUUUUUUGCCGAGCGGGCACAGGGUGCGCCCGGGGACAAGGGUGGUGGUGUCGUUUUACUCGACGGGGAGGUUGGGGAGCGUGUGGGGGGAGGAUUGUGGGGAGUUCCGGCCGGAGAGGUGGCUGGUGGAGCCGGGGAGGGUGAGGAACGAGCCUCCGGCGAGAUUUCCGGCAUUCAACGUGGGGCCGAGGAGCUGUCCGGGGAAGAAGAUGUCGUUCUUGGAGAUGAAGAUGGUGGCUGCGUUCAUGGUGCACCACUUCGACGUGAGAGCGGUGGCCGGGCAGGUGGUGGCGCCGAGGAACGCGAUCAUGCUGAAGGCGAGGAACGGGCUGAGGGUUAGGCUUACUGGAAAGUACAGGCAGUGA